AUGACUCUCUCCGGUGAAUUUGAAGCUGCAGAACACCCUGCUUCGCUUCUCAAAGAAGAUGAGAUUGAUAUAGUGGGCGAGGAUGAGUCUACCAGUGUGCGUAUUUAUAGAAAUAAGUGCUCUACGGACCCCGGUUACUCGGCAGAAUCUGGUGCUGAAUUUGACUCUUCAGAGCCUGACUCCUCGGGGGAAAGCGAGAACAGUUUCUGCGCAGACGCCCCGCAGUCCAGGAAAGCCCAAAGCAGCUCUGUGAAGCCUCCUUACUCCUACAUCGCCCUCAUCACUAUGGCCAUCCUGCAGAGCCCGGUAAAGAAGCUGACGCUCAGUGGCAUCUGUGACUUCAUCAGCAACAAGUUCCCCUACUACAGAGACAAGUUCCCCGCUUGGCAGAACUCCAUUAGGCACAACCUUUCCCUCAACGACUGUUUCAUCAAGAUCCCGAGGGAGCCCGGGAAUCCGGGAAAAGGUAACUACUGGUCUCUGGAUCCUGCCUCAGAGGACAUGUUCGACAACGGCAGCUUUCUCCGACGUAGGAAGCGCUUCAAGAGAAACCAGCCCGAGUUUGGCAAAGACGGACUUAUAUUUUACUCCAACUUGAACUGCUACAGGCCAUACGGGCAACCGUAUUGCGUACAGGGCCAGGUGAGCCCCCCUCCCGCUGCUCCUAUCCGGUAUAUGCCUCUGCAGGAGGGCAUUAUGCUGCCUCCCUCUUCCUAUCACAUUCUACCACAAACUUUGAACAGUCACGGGAACAGCAACGGGCCUAAAGACUUCAGAACGCAGCUUUGCUCCACAGACCCCGCUGAGCCAAAGUCUGACCUGCAGGCAAAAUGCUCCUUCAGCAUUGACAGCAUCAUGAGCAAGCCCUCUCCUUUCAACGCACAGAACCUGAAUCCUUCUCGCAAUGCUCUCGGGUAUGGUCACCUCAUGUCGGGCCCAGCUGCCCGUUUAGUCCCCACGCUCCUGCAGGCUCCGUUCUGUCCUCCUGUCAUGCUGAGCAAUGCUCCUUUAAGAAACGGGCACCUCAGACUCUCUUACCAUCACUCCUGA
This is a messenger RNA of Eleginops maclovinus (Patagonian blennie), 1050 nucleotides long. RefSeq names its product forkhead box D5 (gene foxd5). Gene Ontology annotation, molecular function: DNA-binding transcription factor activity, RNA polymerase II-specific; RNA polymerase II cis-regulatory region sequence-specific DNA binding. The record is from RefSeq and is a predicted model, not a curated record. Bases 1 to 1050 code for a protein of 349 amino acids. NCBI's taxonomy places the organism in Eukaryota, Metazoa, Chordata, Actinopteri, Perciformes, Eleginopidae. Gene Ontology annotation, biological process: cell differentiation; anatomical structure morphogenesis; regulation of transcription by RNA polymerase II. The transcript has a single exon.